Messenger RNA from Trypanosoma conorhini, 918 nucleotides. RefSeq names its product ribosome biogenesis protein. The transcript has a single exon. Gene Ontology annotation, cellular component: nucleolus. The record is from RefSeq and is a predicted model, not a curated record. Gene Ontology annotation, molecular function: rRNA binding. NCBI's taxonomy places the organism in Eukaryota, Euglenozoa, Kinetoplastea, Trypanosomatida, Trypanosomatidae. Bases 1 to 918 code for a protein of 305 amino acids. Gene Ontology annotation, biological process: ribosomal large subunit assembly; rRNA processing.
AUGACGAGGGCAACUAAGCGGCAGCGGGUGGAGGGCAAGGAAACCACCAUGGCAGAGGAGGUGAACAGUCCCCCGGCGACCGGAGGCGAGGGGGAAGAGACUAUGCUAGGGGAGAUGCGGCUGAAGCGCGCGACGACGGACAAGCGCAUGACGAACCGACAGAAAUGUCUGGUUCUGGGCUCACGCAACAUAACCGGCAAGAAUCGUCACUUGCUGAAUGACAUUCGUGGCUUGAUGCCGCACGCACGAGAGCAUUCUAAGAUUGCUCCGACGCAAAAACUCGGGGAUGAAUUGGUUGAGCUCUGCUCGCUGCAUCAAUGCAAUAGUUCCCUUUUACUUGAGGCUCACCGGCAUGAUAUUAGUUACAUGUGGAUUGCCCAGGCCCCGCACGGCCCUAGUGUGAAGCUGCAAUUAACAAAUGUGCACACCGCCGAUGAACUUCGAAUGGCCGGAAAUUGUUUGAAGUACAGCCGCCCUCUUAUUCACUUUGACCGAGAAUUUGAGACACAGCCACACCUGCGGGUGGUGAAGUCGCUUCUUCAGAUGACGUUUAACACGCCCCGCUACCACCCGAAGUCUAAACCGUUUAUUGAUCAUAUUGUUUGCUUUUUUUAUCUGGACCACCACAUAUGGUUCCGCCACUACCAAAUAGUGGACAGUGAGCCGCAGUCUCUGAUGGAGAUUGGACCUCGCUUCACACUUGAGCCAGCAGCCAUUCUCAACGGCUGCUGCAAAGGUAGUGUUAUUUGGAAGAGUGAGAUGGCAAAGACGCCAACGGAGCAGCGUCGGGAUAGGAAGACGCGCCGGCUUGAAAAGGUGCAAAUGAACGAGGGCAUUAAAGCAAAAUCUGAAAUGCAUAAGGCGAUGAAUCCGGCACCGGAGCAAAACCCGCUGGACCUCGUAUUCAAGGAGUAUUGA